Triticum turgidum subsp. durum (durum wheat) is the source of this 285-nucleotide messenger RNA. The record is from the annotation of a GenBank genome assembly. NCBI's taxonomy places the organism in Eukaryota, Viridiplantae, Streptophyta, Magnoliopsida, Poales, Poaceae.
AUGCUUGGCCUCUGGCAAGGAUUAUGGUUUAUACACUUGCGAGCAACUUCAAGCACCUUCAGCAUUUGCUCUUCAUGCCCUUGUUCUCUCAGCGCUGGAUCCAAGACUUCAAUAUGCUUUCCCUGGGACGUCAUCUCCCGUACCCACUGGACAAGUUCCUUGGACUUGGACAGGACCUCGACGGGCCUUUUCCCUGUGAGCAGCUCAAGCAACACCACUCCAAAACUGUAUAUGUCUCCCCUCAGUGUGGCCACCCAUGCGUGCCCGUACUCGGGAGGAAUAUAA